Sphenostylis stenocarpa is the source of this 1647-nucleotide messenger RNA. The record is from the annotation of a GenBank genome assembly. NCBI's taxonomy places the organism in Eukaryota, Viridiplantae, Streptophyta, Magnoliopsida, Fabales, Fabaceae.
AUGCUUGGUGUGUCCUUGUCAUGUAAAAUUACAAAUUUAAACCAAAAUCUACUUGGCCUUCUUGAAAAAUGCAAAUCAAUGCUUGAACUGAAGCAACUUCAUGCUGUUGUGAUCUCCUUCGGCUUAUCUCAAGAUGACCCAUUUAUAUCCAAAAUUCUUUGUUUUUCUGCUCUAUCCAAUUCAGGCAACAUUAACUAUUCCUACAGGGUUUUUUCCCAGCUUUCCAGGCCAACAAUUUUUAACUGGAAUACAAUCAUAAGAGGCUACUCAAAUAGCAAACUUCCCAUUUAUUCUCUGUCAAUUUUUCUAAAGAUGCUGCGACUUGGGGUUGCACCAGAUUACUUUACAUACCCAUUUAUUGUGAAGGCAUCAGCACGCCUUUUAAACCAGGAAAUUGGUGUAUCUGUGCAUGCUCAUAUUAUACAAACUGGGCACGAGUCUGACAGAUUUAUUCAGAAUUCUUUGAUUCACAUGUAUGCUUCUUGCGGGAAUAUUAUGUGGGCUCAAAAGGUAUUUGACAGUAUACAGGGAAAAAAUUUGGUUUCAUGGAAUUCCAUACUGGAUGGCUAUGCUAAGUGUGGAGAAAUGGUUAUGGCUCAUAAAGUUUUUGAGUCCAUGUCAGAAAAGGAUGUUCGGUCGUGGAGCUCUCUGAUUGACGGUUAUGUUAAGGCUGGGGAAUAUAGGGAAGCUAUGUCUGUCUUUGAAAAGAUGCGGGCUGUCGGGCCCAAAGCCAAUGAAGUAACCAUGGUGAGUGUAUCGUGUGCCUGUGCACAUCUGGGUGCUUUAGAGAAGGGUAAAAUGAUACACAAGUACAUAGUUGACAGUGGAUUGCUAGUGACAUUGGUCUUGCAGACUUCACUUGUGGACAUGUAUGCCAAAUGUGGGGCAAUAGAGGAGGCUUUGCUUGUAUUCCGUGGUGUCUCUAAGAGUCAAACUGAUGUGUUGAUUUGGAAUGCAAUGAUUGGAGGUCUUGCAACACAUGGGUUAGUUGAAGAAUCCCUUAAUUUGUUUAAGGAAAUGCAAAUGGUCGGUAUCCUACCUGAUGAGGUCACGUACUUGUGCAUGUUGGCUGCCUGUGCCCAUGGAGGGUUAGUUAAAGAAGCAUGGUACUUCUUUGAGAGUCUUAAUAAAUGUGGCAUGACACCUUCAAUCGAGCAUUAUGCUUGCAUGGUAGAUGUGCUGGCACGUGCAGAUCAAUUAACCACUGCAUACCAAUUUAUUUGUCGAAUGCCCAUAGAGCCAACAGCUUCCAUGCUAGGUGCCCUUUUUAGUGGGUGCAUUAACCAUAGAAAUUUAGCUCUUGCAGAAAUAGUUGGCAAGAAACUUAUUGAGCUAGAACCAAAUCAUGAUGGUAGAUAUAUUGGUUUGUCAAAUGUUUAUGCUGUCGACAAACGCUGGGAUGAUGCAAGAAGCAUGAGAGAAGCUAUGGAGAGAAGAGGGGUGAAAAAAUCACCUGGGUUUAGUUUUGUUGAAAUAUCUGGAGUCCUUCAUAGAUUUAUUGCUCACGAUAAAACGCAUCCUGAUUCAGUGGAAACUUAUUGUAUGCUAAAUUUUGUUGUUCGUCAAACGAAAUUUAGCUUUUACAAGGACAAUAAGGAAAAGUCGCUGAAGGAUACAUCAAUGGGAGAUGAAUUUUUUCUCUUUUGA